Branchiostoma belcheri (Belcher's lancelet) is the source of this 1289-nucleotide messenger RNA. RefSeq names its product serine/threonine-protein phosphatase 2A 55 kDa regulatory subunit B delta isoform. Bases 11 to 1165 code for a protein of 384 amino acids. The record is from RefSeq and is a predicted model, not a curated record. NCBI's taxonomy places the organism in Eukaryota, Metazoa, Chordata, Leptocardii, Amphioxiformes, Branchiostomatidae. Gene Ontology annotation, cellular component: cytosol; protein phosphatase type 2A complex. The transcript is spliced from 7 exons. Gene Ontology annotation, biological process: peptidyl-serine dephosphorylation. Gene Ontology annotation, molecular function: protein phosphatase regulator activity; protein binding.
GAAGCAGUCGAUGCCUAGACGAGGAGAGUACAACGUGUACAGCACUUUCCAGAGCCACGAACCAGAGUUCGACUACCUGAAGAGCUUAGAAAUAGAAGAGAAAAUCAACAAAAUUAGAUGGUUACCUCGACAGAAUGCUGCGUAUAGCCUUCUAUCUACUAAUGAUAAAACUGUCAAAUUGUGGAAAAUCACAGAGCGAGACAAGCGCCCUGACGGCUUCAACCUGAAGGACGAUGAGGGGCGGAUAAAGAAUCCAAACGACAUCACGGCACUGCGGGUACCGUUCUUCAAGCCCACAGAGUUGAUAGUAGAAGCCAGUCCCCGCCGGGUGUACGCCAAUGCGCACACGUACCACAUAAACUCCAUAUCUCUAAAUAGUGACCAUGAAACCUUCCUGUCUGGAGACGACCUCAGAAUCAACCUCUGGCAUCUAGAAAUCACAGACCGAAGUUUUAAUAUUGUUGACAUCAAGCCAGCCAACAUGGAGGAGCUGACAGAAGUCAUCACAGCAGCAGAGUUCCACCCCAGCAUGUGCAACGUCUUUGUCUAUAGCAGUAGCAAAGGCACCAUUAGGUUAUGUGACAUGAGGCAAAGGGCACUGUGCGAUCAACAUGCAAAAAUGUUUGAAGAGCCAGAAGACCCAAGCAACCGUUCCUUCUUCUCAGAGAUUAUUUCAUCCAUUUCCGACGUGAAAUUCUCCCAUAGUGGCAGAUACCUCAUCUCUAGGGACUACUUGUCAGUUAAGGUCUGGGACCUUCAAAUGGACUCUAGACCAAUCGAGACAUACCAAGUACAUGAGUAUCUCCGUAGCAAGCUCUGCUCACUGUACGAAAAUGACUGUAUCUUCGACAAGUUUGAGUGUGCUUGGAACGGAACGGAUACGCAAAUCAUGACAGGCUCCUAUAACAACUUCUUCAGAAUGUUCGACCGCAACACGAAACGUGACCUGACGCUGGAGGCGUCGCGGGAGAACACGAAACCAAAGUGCAUCCUGAAGCCCCGCAGGGUGUGCACGGGCGGCAAGCGCAAGAAGGACGAAAUCAGCGUGGACAGUCUAGACUUCAACAAGAAGAUCCUCCACACCGCCUGGCAUCCCACAGAAAACAUCAUCGCCGUAGCCGCUACUAACAACUUGUACAUCUUCCAGGACAAGGACAAAGUGUGACAAUCCCGGAAACCCCGCCUCCCCCACUUCUACCCAAGAUUCCCUGUUCCGUUGUUACCCUGACGACGUCCUGGUCAGUUACCCACAAUUCCCUGACCACAAAUCUCGCACAGAACAAGCUUGA